AUCUUUAUAUUUUAUACUACUAUAAUCUUUACUAGCAUAAAGAUUGUGGUAGACUCCGGCGUUGUUCGUGUGUCAAAGUUGGAGACCGGACGCUUGAACGGUUACGUUUGCACUUUCAACGCUCUUCCUACGACUUCUUCAUUUUUACCGCUUACGGAGAAAGGUAUAAAUUUCUUACUCACUAUAUGUUUUAGUACGUGAUUCUGGGCAAGAUAAUCAUGUUAGGAUGUUAAAAUUUUUAUAUUCCACUGCCUAUCCUUGCAUGGUUUCCUUUCAGUCGCUCCACUUUUCGAUCGACCCCUUGGGCAACUUAUGGAACCAUUCACAAGCUUGCCCCUCCAAUGUGGCCAGGAAGCAUCGGCACUUGACCUGCGGGGUCUUAAAAUUUUCCAGGAGAGGACAGGACAUUAUCCUUCUAGAGAAGGGCGUUACCUCGCUGAAGACCGCCUGGCGGUAUGGAUUUUGGGCAUCCAGCCGCUUCUCCAAACGCUCGUACAUCCUCCACAACUCGAUCGCUUCUUUGUCCUCGAUCGCCUUUCGUCGCUCUUCUGAGCCAAUCUUGGACGUUGCUGAGGACUCUCCUCUCCUCUCCUUGAGUUUCUCUCUCAAGUCGCCCUUGCGAGCCGACCGAGUAUCCUGUAGCCGAUCGAACGUCGAGGUCCGGGGCAUCUUUGAUGCGGGAUCUCCCAACCGAUCGAAGGCUGACACCCGCUCAAAGGAAGAUGACUCAUCUUCCUCGUCCAAUCUAGACAGCUCGUCCUCCAUCCUUGCCUUUCCGUUGGGCUUGGCCGCCUUCUUCUUCUGGGACCGCCUUACUUUCUUCUUCUUUUUUCCUCCUGAGCCCGCAGGUCAAGCCUUCCCUCCUGCGGGUUCUCCGGUCGCGUCCUCCACCACAACCUUGAGAUUUGGGGUCAAGGCCGCCAACACCUCCUUGAACUGUUCUUCGGUGAUCCCGACCCUCUAGAUGAGGGCCUCUGCCUCCCUCACGCUAAUAGGAGGGUGGCGGCUUCCGGUAGCAUUGUUCUCACCCUAGAGAGGGACUCUGGUUCCUAAAUUCGCGUUGCUACGGGUCUGCACCAUUGUCUUCUUGGAAGGUUUUUCCUGUGUAUGAUCCUCGAGCUCUCAACGAGAGCACCAAUUUGAUGGACAAUAAAUCCACCGAAUGAUCCGAUCCAGAAGAAUGGAUCAGAAGAUAUAAAAUAAGAACGAGAACUCGAGAAUUAUAGGUAUGUAUUAUUAGCUUGAUUCAACUUGAGGAUUCCCAU
Molecule: messenger RNA, 1265 nt
Organism: Cuscuta campestris
Lineage: Eukaryota; Viridiplantae; Streptophyta; Magnoliopsida; Solanales; Convolvulaceae
Source: the annotation of a GenBank genome assembly